Molecule: messenger RNA, 1275 nt
Organism: Mesorhabditis spiculigera
Lineage: Eukaryota; Metazoa; Nematoda; Chromadorea; Rhabditida; Rhabditidae
Source: the annotation of a GenBank genome assembly
AUGAGGCCAUUUUUGUGCCCAGAAAUUUGCGAGCCUCACGCCAUUUGCCGCCAAAGACAUUGCCCGAGGAAUUCGAGCAACGCCAAACCAAUCGCGUCAGCUAUUGGCAAUCACCAGCUAGCACCAGCCAAGCUCCGGCUGUUCAACGGGGAGCCACAACUCGGGCUCGAUCAAGAUUUCGACCAAAACCAACGUCAAAAGCGACGGAUUUCCCAGAAACGUAUGCGUCCCGAACUUGCGGCAAGUUGUGCAAACUACGCAAAAGCCCGUCAGGUCCCUGAUGGUUACGGUAUAUUCCGGAUGCCAGAUGGCCAAUUAACUAACAAUACAGUACGACGCGGGGCGUUAUUUUGCAGAAGUGGGAGUUGGUUAGAGAUUCUUGACGAGCGGGAAUCGUCUCGAAGAAAACGGGACACGACUCAAGAUAAUUUAAUUUGGGGGAAUUUACAGACUCGCAGUGAAUUUAGUAUACUUCACUUUAUCUCUGUUGCGAUUGGCCUUGUGUCUAUAAGAGGCGAAAAGUCGAACAGAUUUUUAUGUAUGGACAAUUCAAGCAGACUCUACGCUGCGCCAGCCGAUCACUAUUCCGCGGAAUGUGUUUUCCUAGAAGAAAUGCUGGAAAAUUACUACAACCUAUAUUCCUCCUGCGCUCACUACCCGUCAACGAUAGACGCCAAAUUCAAGCCAUGGUACGUGGCGAUACGGAAAGACGGCCAUCCCCGAAAAGGUCGGAAUUCACGGAAAAGACGAAGAUCAGCCCACUUUCUCGUCGUGCAUUUUGACAUAGCCCAAAAUGUGCCCGACGACAUUGACGUGACGCAUUUAUUAAGGGUGGUAUCCAGCUCGAUUAGAAGGUCGACAGGGGAUAAUGCUAUUGAUGAGAGCAAAUGGCAAGGAGCUGAUUAUCCGAUGGUUCCGACGGCUCCGACUAUUAUCGCCACUCCAAAACCUGACGAUGGGAAGCAGAAAAAGAAAAAGAAAAAUAAGAGAAGAGAGGAGAGGUUGAAGAAGGAGCGAGAGGAGCGAGAAAAGAGGCAGAGAUUAAUUGAGCAGCAGCGUCAGGAGAAGUGGAAGAAGAGCGUGAACGACGUCGACAACAGGAAAUCAAGCGGAUGGCCGAGAGGAGAAAGAUGGGUUACGGACCCUCCACCAAUUCAUACCGGAAGCCGUACAACCGGAAUUAUCCCGACAACGUUGAAUUUUAUCCCUACGCCCCUACCAGAAGACCCAAUCACGAGAAUUUACCUAGCUACCAAUCUCCGUAUCGUGAUAAAC